Mangifera indica (mango) is the source of this 2245-nucleotide messenger RNA. RefSeq names its product ubiquitin carboxyl-terminal hydrolase 27. Gene Ontology annotation, biological process: protein deubiquitination. The coding region runs from base 38 to 1876 and encodes 612 amino acids. Gene Ontology annotation, molecular function: cysteine-type endopeptidase activity; cysteine-type deubiquitinase activity. The transcript has 10 exons. Gene Ontology annotation, cellular component: nucleus; cytosol. Lineage: Eukaryota; Viridiplantae; Streptophyta; Magnoliopsida; Sapindales; Anacardiaceae. The record is from RefSeq and is a predicted model, not a curated record.
CAAAAAGCCAUUGGAAGGGGCUUUACUAUAGAAGGCGAUGCUCUUUCUUAACAAUUCUUUUAAUUCAGUUGUUUCAACAGCUCAAUUUUUCAUUGAAGCUCUUACCUUUCCGAUUCCCUCUCCAUUUACAACUUCACAACUCUUGAAUUUGGCAUCUCCUGCAAUGAAAACUGAAGCACACUCAACUGUAAAAGCACUUAUUCGUACUCUCAAAUAUGGAGCUUUUUCAUGGGUUUCUGCUUCUGGGUUUCACAUAUCCGUGGCCGGUCUUCUGGGCGCCGCUGGGCUUGUUUUUGCUUUGAAAAAGGAUGUUAAAUUUGGAAGCUUUAGUGGCUUCUCAUGGUUGCCUGAGAGGGAUUCUAGUUUGGAGAAGACGGUGUACUUAGUACCUGGCUUGCAAAAUCUUGGAAAUAACUGUUUCUUGAAUGUUAUUUUGCAGGCUCUAGCUAGCUGUACAUACUUUCAACCCUUUCUGCAGAAGGUUAUGGAGGAAUGUGAUGAGCAUCAUGAAAACUUACCACUUACGGUUGCUUUAGCUGCUUUGUUAGAAGAAUUAUGUUUAGUUGCUGAAGGAAGAGUUGUAUUAAGUCCACGGCAAGUGAUGCUUACAUUGGAACUGUACAUUCAAAACUUCAAUCUAACAAGCCAGCAGGAUGCAGCAGAAGCAUUUCUUCAUCUUUUGUCCUCUUUAAGGAAAGAAUUUUCUGAUUGCUACAGUCCAAAGCAAAGUUUUCUGGUGGAUGCCACUGCUACUCAAAAUUUUAGGAUUCUUUCCUCAAAGAAGUUGGAGGACCAGAGUGAGCAGAAAAGAUGGCGGAAACACUCCUUUGGACCAUUUGAUGGGAUUCUUUGUAGCGUUUUGAUUUGUCAAAGUUGUUCAUCUCAGAUUUCACUGGACUAUCAAUUUUUUCAUAGUUUACCUGUUUCACCUGUUCUAGAUAGUGGUUCCUCUAUUAUGUUUGGAUGUACGUUGGAGGAUUGCCUGAAACAGUUUGUCAUUGCUGAAAGAGUUGAGAACUACCGCUGCAGCCACUGCUGGCACAUAGCUGGCAUAAAGUACUUAUCUGCGAUAGAAGCAAGUGAGAUGGAGAUUGAAGGACUUAGGAGUUGUAGUGCUCAAGAUUCUUGUGACUGUACUAAUCUUCUUCAUCUUCAAUCAUUACCGUGGUCAAAUAACUUCUCCCAUACUCUCAAACAACUAGCUCUUUCUCGUUGUCCCCAGAUUCUAUGCAUUCAACUGCAACGUGCUACCAUGAAUAUGUUCGGAGAGCUAGUCAAACUUAAGGGCCAUAUCAGGUUUCCAUUGAUUUUGGACCUCAUGCCAUUCAUGAAAAGUGGGGUAGGAAUCAAGGACUUCGAAGAAAGUUGGCAAAGAGGACAGAGAAGCUCUUCUACCAACCCUGUUAAUGUGAAAUAUGAUACACAAAAGCUUAAUUCCAUUUACGGACAUAUGGGAGAAAAUAUAUAUGCCAAAGUCUUAGCUGAAGCUGAACUUGGAUUCAAUGCACAUGUAAAAGCAUUUCAGGGAGAAUCCAAAUUGCCCCGGACUGAAGGCUGUUCUAAUACCAUAUGCAAAGACAUGCACAUGCGAUCUGAUGAUAAGGUAAAUAAGUUUUCCCAGUUCUGCCCUCCAAAAGCGUAUUUUUAUCGUCUUUCUUCUGUGGUAGAACACUUUGGAAGAGUUGGAAGCGGACAUUACACUGUUUACAGAAGUGUUAGAGCUGACUCAAACAUAGAGGAUCCUGAUAAACAUUCCGAGACUCCCUCAUCUCGCUGGUUUUGUAUAUCAGAUUCUGAGGUUCAUAGUGUUUCAGAAACAGACGUUCUCGCUGCAGAGGCAAGCUUGCUAUUCUACGAGAGAAUCAUAGAAAGCUGACAAUGCAUGUACAACUGCUGUUUUUGUUUCAAAAAUACAAAUAUAAUCCUGGCCCAAUGUCCCACCCUGCUGCAACUUCCUUCAAGCAAGUGCAGGACUACCACAUCGAAACUUCAAACAACCACCACAAGGCAUUUUCACUUCUAGCUGCUUGAGUUGUCCGUGAAUCGAAAAGGUUCGUCAACUAUACUUGUGAAAGAAAGAAAAAACUUAUGCAUCUAUUACGACACCUCUAAGGGGAAUCCAAAACAGAAUAGGUAGAAAGAAUUUUGACACAUAGGGCUUGGAUAAUUUGUUUGUAACUUAUAAUCAAACUGAAUUUGUAUUGAAAACUUGCUUGCAUUUGAAAAAAUAAGGCAAAUUCUUGAA